UCCCCACCACUGAGUGGCAACCUCAGCUGUUGCCCUCUGUCAGUCUCCUUUCAGCCCUGUGGCUGGCAGCUGCCUCCCUCCCUGUCUCUCCUUGGCCUCGGGCCCCCCACGGCCCCCAUCCAGCCCCAUGGUGAUCCCCUCGGCCCUGGAGGGGCCUCCAGCCCCGCUCACGGCCCUGCGCCUGGGCUGGGGCGGCAAGCAGCCGGCCUGCUAUCUUCCCUCCUCCCGCUGUCACCGCCAGCCCUCCACAGGUGGCAGCAGCAGCAGUGGCAGUGCAGGAUGCGAGCCCCCCGGCACCGGGCCUCCCGCCUCACUGGCCGCCUCCCUCCUCACUGAGCCCGCCAUGACGAGCCAGCACAGCCAUGCCACCUUCUCCAGCAUCCAAUCCAUGGCCGAGCAUCCGCAGAUUCUGCCGGACCUGAGCAUCCUACAGCGGCGAAUCCCCUUGACCUUCCGGGACUCAGCCAGCGCCCCGCUGCGGAAGCUCUCGGUGGACCUCAUCAAGACCUACAAGCACAUCAGGGAGGUCUACUAUGCCAAGAAGAAGCGGCGGGCGCAGCAGGUGCCGCCCGAGGACUCAAGCACCAAGAAGGAGAGGAAGGUUUAUAACGAGGGCUACGAUGAUGACAACUAUGACUACAUUGUCAAGAGCGGCGAGCGCUGGCUGGACCGCUAUGAGAUUGACUCGCUCAUCGGCAAGGGCUCCUUCGGCCAGGUGGUGAAAGCCUAUGACCACCACGACCAGGAGUGGGUGGCCAUCAAGAUCAUCAAGAACAAGAAGGCCUUCCUGAACCAAGCCCAGAUCGAGCUGCGGCUGCUGGAGCUCAUGAACCAGCACGACACUGAGAUGAAGUACUACAUUGUGCACCUGAAGCAGCACUUCAUGUUCCGCAACCACCUGUGCCUGGCCUUCGAGCUGCUGUCCUACAACCUCUACGACCUGCUACGCAACACCAACUUCCGUGGCGUCUCGCUCAACCUCACGCGCAAGUUUGCCCAGCAGCUCUGCACGGCCCUGCUCUUCCUGGCCACCCCGGAGCUCAGCAUCAUCCACUGCGACCUCAAGCCCGAAAACAUCUUGCUCUGCAACCCCAAGCGCAGCGCCAUCAAGAUUGUUGACUUUGGCAGCUCCUGCCAGCUCGGCCAGCGGAUCUACCAGUACAUCCAGAGCCGGUUCUACCGGUCGCCCGAGGUGCUGCUGGGGCUGCCCUACGACCUGGCCAUCGACAUGUGGUCCCUGGGCUGCAUCCUGGUGGAGAUGCACACGGGGGAGCCCCUCUUCAGCGGCUCCAACGAGGCGGACCAGAUGAGCCGCAUAGUGGAGGUGCUGGGCCUGCCACCCCCCCACAUGCUGGAGCAGGCCCCCAAGGCGCGCAAGUACUUCGACAAGCUGCCUGAGGGCCCCCCCCCCAAAGGUUCUCCAGGCCACACGCCCUCGGACUACCUGAAGUUCAAGGCCCUGGUGCUGCGCAUGCUGGACUACGAGCCGCGGAGCCGCAUCACCCCCUUCUACGCCCUGCAGCACAACUUCUUCAAGAAGACCAGCGAUGAGGGCACCAACACCACCCCCAGCGCCUCCACCAGCCCUGCCCUGGGCCACAGCCACAGCACCAGCACGGCCAGCUCUGUCUCCAGCUCUGGUGGCUCCAGUGGCUCCUCCAAUGACAACCGCAGCUAUCGCUACAGCAACCGCUACUAUGGGGCCCCUGGCCCCGCCCCUCCCCCCUGGUGGGGGGGCCCCGAGCGCAUGGACUGCGCCCCCUUCAGCGCCUCGGCCUUCCGGACUAGGGGGGGCGUGGGGGGCCGCCCCGGCGAGCCCGGGGGGGGCCUGCCCCUGGGCUACCUGCGGGGCCGGGCGGAGCCCGAUGACUCAGCACCCCCUAUGCUGGGGGUGUGCGUGCCCCAGAGCACAGCAGCCAGCUCCUGAGGACUCUGCCGCCAGCCACAGUGCUCUUACCGCCGCUGCCGCCACCUGGAGCUGUACCUCCACUGGCCCAGGGGGCUGAGGAAUGAGAGACAGAGGAAAGGAAGGGGGAGGGGGCUUCCCUGGUUGGCCUCGCCCCUUCCUCAAGCCCCGCCCCUGGCAUGGGGGGGCUGUAUGGAGGUCUGCUGUGGCCACGCAACCCCCCCUCCAUUGGCUCUGCUGCGUGGUAUGACCCAGCAUGGGGGCCUCUAGCAGAGUUGGUGUUGCCUGGUUGUGGGGAAAUCUCCCCCCCCCCAUGGUUUUGCCCUCUUGGUAUGAUCCAGAGAAGGGGAGUCCCCUCUGACUCUACUCUCUUGCUAUAACCCAGGGAGGGGGAAUGCCCCCCCAUGGCUCCACCCUCUUGGUAUCACCCAGGGAAGGGGAAUUCCACCUUGGUAUGACCCAGAGAACCCACCCAUGGCUCUGCUCCCUGAUGUCACCCAGGAUAAGGCCCUGCUCAGUGGAGGGCCCAGCCCCUAGCCAUGCCCCCUGGGCUUCCCCAGCAUGGGCGGGAGCCAUAGCCUGCCCCCUGUAGCUCCACCCCUUCUGGUGUCAGCCACUGGGGGUGGCCCCUCCCACCUCCCCUUUAAAGCACCACCCCCUUGGUGGGUGCCUGUUGGUCCCCUCUGUGCGGCAGCCCCCCCAUUGGUCUCCCUCUCCCUGUAGCCACGCCCCCUGGCUCUACCCACUGCUCCCCGCACCAUGGACAGCUGGGGGGGGGCGGGGUUAGACCCCCGGACCCUCCUGCACUUCACGGACUGGAAUUGCUGCUACGAACUGCCCCCAAACACCCCUUGCCCCUCUUCCUCCUCCCCCUGGGGGGGCAGUUAAUUGGGGGGGGGGGAAAUA
This is a messenger RNA of Alligator sinensis (Chinese alligator), 2812 nucleotides long. Its product is annotated as dual specificity tyrosine-phosphorylation-regulated kinase 1B. Gene Ontology annotation, molecular function: protein serine/threonine/tyrosine kinase activity; protein serine/threonine kinase activity; transcription coactivator activity. Gene Ontology annotation, biological process: peptidyl-serine phosphorylation; protein autophosphorylation; positive regulation of DNA-templated transcription. NCBI's taxonomy places the organism in Eukaryota, Metazoa, Chordata, Crocodylia, Alligatoridae. The transcript is spliced from 11 exons. Gene Ontology annotation, cellular component: nucleus. The coding region runs from base 128 to 1927 and encodes 599 amino acids. The record is from RefSeq and is a predicted model, not a curated record.